AUGAUGCUGACGCUCAGGACCGUUCUUCGUGAGGCACUCGAGGGUGCUCACGACGACGUGAUCCCCCUCAACGCCAACCGCAAGAUUGUCAAGAUGUGGCUCGACCUCAUGAACAUCCGCGACGACGUCAACGUGCACGGCAACCUGGUGUUCAUCCAGCACGCGGCGCUCCUCAAGUUCUGCGACGAGCUCGGGAGCAAGGCCGUGGCGGACCGCGUCCUCUCGCAAAUGAUCACCGUGGUGCACAAGGACCCGUGGGGCCUCUUCCUGGUCGCCUCGCAGCGCAACCACGUCGCGCUCGCCAAGACGGCCCUCCAGCACCUCGGCGCGCUCGAGCGCCAGCAGAAGCUCGCCGACAGCGGCGGCGACAUGGACGACGCCGCGCGCGAGUCAUUCAAGCCAGCCAAGGUCCACCACCAUGCCAUCGCCAAUGGCCACGCCGCGGCCAAUGGCCACGGGCACGCCGAGCACAAGGUCCUCGUCAGCCCCACCAAGCGCCCGCUCAAGGCCAAGUACAAGGCCAAGUACCCUGCGCCCGCGCCCAUCCCCAAGGUGUCCGACCUCACGCCCGACAACAUGGCCAACGUAGGCGUGCCCUUCAUGCUGGGCCUGUUCAACGCCGCGCUCGACUACCGCGCCGUCGAGCACCCCGGCCCCGUUGGCUGGAACGAGAUUGCCGAGAAGUGGGAGCCCAUUUACUAG
Vanrija pseudolonga is the source of this 702-nucleotide messenger RNA. RefSeq lists its product as uncharacterized. The coding region runs from base 1 to 702 and encodes 233 amino acids. Lineage: Eukaryota; Fungi; Basidiomycota; Tremellomycetes; Trichosporonales; Trichosporonaceae. The transcript has a single exon. The record is from RefSeq and is a predicted model, not a curated record.